This is a messenger RNA of Biomphalaria glabrata, 5619 nucleotides long. RefSeq lists its product as uncharacterized. The record is from RefSeq and is a predicted model, not a curated record. The transcript is spliced from 5 exons. NCBI's taxonomy places the organism in Eukaryota, Metazoa, Mollusca, Gastropoda, Planorbidae. Bases 172 to 2520 code for a protein of 782 amino acids.
AAGUAUAAUAUAGUAAUAUAGACUCUAUAUAAUAUUAUAUAUAAAAUAUAUCUACUAGCUCUAGAGUACUCAAGACACUCAUCACUCAGAUUCAGAUCUUCAUGACUUCAUCAUCUUGUCGUUACAAUGAUACUUUAAGAGUUGAGGAAAUAGAAUUUUGUCAUUUUCAACAUGGCCACUGGUGGUGACCUCUCAAUAGAUGCUUCCUUGGAUCAGGCGAAAGAAACUAGUCAAGAUUCAAGAACAGCUUCUUCAUCCACGAGGGGUCGGAGAGAUGGUGAUCAAGUCAUGUCUCGUAAUGCUGUCCAUGUAUCUGAAAACAACAGCGCAUUAAACUCAUUGAGAUCUGUUCAAACUGCUCAGCCCAUUGCACCAAGUGAUGAAUCCUUUUUACAAUAUCUUCAAUUUUUCCCAGACAGUUUGAGAGAGGACAACUUUGAUAUUCUUAUUAUUAAUGCAAAAAAAGACACCGAGGCUGCUUUGGGGUUUAAAAAGCAUCUGGAAACUGACAUUAUUGUCUAUGUGAAUAAAAAACCUCUUUGUCCAAGAGUGAAACUUUUAGAUGAAUUAACUUUUGAUUCAAGGCCAUAUGAUUUAGAUUUUGCUUUUGAAAAAACUCUUUAUGUAUUUCUUUAUGUCACUAAAGAUUUUUGUGAAUGUACCUGGACAUUACUACAAGGUCAAGCUUGCCUCACCGAGGCCAUUCGGGACCCCAAAAAACAGUGGUGUGUUAUUCCAGUUCAUACUAGAUCUAGAAAAAAUCAGAACUAUAAGCUUCCUAUGAUGUUGGGUAGCUUGAGACCAAUUAAUUACUGGGAGGCAAAAGGAGAUCAGUUCUAUACAGAGAGUGUUCGAAGACUUAUAGAAUCUAAAUUAUCUGUUCUUGUACAACGAGACGUAACACUGAGAGAGGAGAGAAAGAAAUACUUUAGUGAGAAUAAGGAAGAUAUUUUAAAACUUUAUAAUAAUGUUCAUUCUUAUUCUAGCUCUUGUGUUGAAACAGUACUCCCUUUUGUAGUACAAGAAUCUGUGCUAGACUCAGGUUUUGCUGAAUCUUUGUCUGUACAAGAGUUUGAAAAUGCAAGCAGUCAGCUUCAGAACUUGACAAUCAGUAGCCAGAAAUUAACAGACCCUCAAAAAAGUGAAGCUUCAAAACAAUGUUGUGGCACAAACGACUGUGUACCCCUGACAUUGAGUGAAAAUAACAAUGUUAGCUCCACUUCAGCAAGUUCUAAUUCUGGAAAUGUUGGAUCAGAAAGUACUGCAAACUCAUCUUCAGGAUUUGCAAACAAUGAUAUUUCAGUUGAUGGUUCUUUUUAUAAUACUAGUUGUAAGGACAACUCAGCACAGUCUUUGGAUGAAGUCACUGGGUAUAAACCUCUUCAGACACAACAAUUCAUUUCAAAUUCCCCUGUAAGCUCAUCUUCAGGAUUUAUAAGUCAAGACAUUUCAAUUGAUGGUUCCAUAAAUACUACUAGCUGUAAAAACUUAUCACCACAGGCUGCAUCUGAAAUAACCAGAUCUAAUUCUCGUCAGAUGCAGCAAUCAUUUUCAAAUUACCCACAAUUACCUGUGAAUCAACAUUUCAUUGUGGGCACUAAUGGAGUAACAUAUGCUCUGACCGCAUAUGGAUAUCAACCGAUUUGGUCAGGAAAUAAUUCUGUCAACUCAAAUUUUCCCCAGAGUUCCCAUGCCAGUAGCUCAACUGGAUCACAGUCGGAGAACACUCAGUCUAGUUCAAACUUCUCUAUGGGGCUCAACAUGUCCCAACACCCUACAAUACAACAAAUGCCAAGCUUGCCUGGUUCUGUUGGGGGCCACCCUCUAAUGUCAGCCAGCUAUCCUUAUUCUGGCUUCUACAUGUCACCAUUUUCUUCAACAUUCACUCAACCCUUAAGCCUUCCACCUUAUUCACAAGGGAGUCUGCCUCCAUAUCAAUCACCUUUUCCUUCUUUUCAAUUACCUGGACCCUGGAGUCAACUUAACCAAUCUAAUCAACAGUCAUCACCGGGUUCAAAUGAUCUAAAAGCACCCUCAAAUACCCCCAGAGUUGGAAAUGUUGAAGCAGGGGAUACAAAAAGUACCACUGAAUCUAUUUCUGACACAGUACAACACAUACAUCAUCACUACCACCAUAAGAAAGAAAUCAGGAUAGAAAAUGCCACUAAUGUAGUGAUAGGGGAUAGUUCUAAACUCAUCGCUCAAUUUGGUUCAUCAGAAGUGCCGCAGAAUUUGAAUGACACCACUGAAUCAGGCAGUCUUGAUGCUGUUGAGCAAGUCAUAAGCAAUGAUACUAUUCCAAGCUCACCAGAUGAGCGUUCACAAUUAGGUCACAGUGUUCCAUCUGCAGACUGCCAUCAUGAGUCAUCAAGUUCCCAGAAUCAACCACCAACAGAUCACCAAGGAUUUCCAGAAUGUCCUACUCCAAGCAGUAUUAGAAAUCCAGUUGAAAACUCUGAUCUUGAAAGGGUUUCUAAUUAUUCAAAUGUCUAUGAAAUGACAAAUAAAAAAACAACUUAAUUUUUGUUUUAAAUCUAAUAGCAAAAAAUUAGAGACAUCAAGAAAAAAAUAUUAUAAACCGUUAAGUUUAUCUUUUAUGCAAUACAAAAUAAUGCAUUCCCUCAAACAUAAGCGUGUGUACUUAUGACUAAACUUUGAAAACAAAUGCACUAAUGUUUAAAAGCUGAUAAAAGUGUAUUGCAGGCUAUGUAUGACUUGCCAGGAAAGGUUAAGGCCAGUAGAUAUUUGACUUUCAGUUGGUUUUUUUAGCUUGUUCUAUCUUUUUGAAAGAAUUGUACUUUUGUUCCAAAAUGUUUAAUGUAACAUUUGUAUACAAGUCUAUUUAUCAUGGAAAAUUUUUAUUUAAGUAAUUGCUGUUACUAUUUUUAAAAAGUUAAUGUACUAUAGUAAUUUUAUUACAUCAUGCAGUCAGUCAGUGCUUUCAUUUUCACUACUUUAAAUCAUAAUUGUUCAAAUACUAAUUGUUACAUUUAAUUAUAAGCUUACAUGCAUAGAGCUUCAUGUGUAUUAUCUUUUGAUGUGCCAUAAUAUGUUGUCUUAUAAAUUAUUGUACAUAGAAUUGUGUUUGCCAUACAUGAACUGAAUGUGUAUUAUUUAUAGUUGAUUUUAACUGCAAUUUUUGCUGCUUGAUUGACUUUUUUUUUUAAUACUAAUUAGAAUUUAAAAAAAAAAACGACAUGCUAACAUUGUAGUUUUCCUUCCUCUGCUGGUAAUGUGCUAUAACACUUCUAAUGAUUGACAUAUAAGUUUAGGUUAAAUCCACACAACUCCCCCUUUGUAGACACUGCGCCCAUCCUUAUGAAACCGUAAACCAUAUCUUCUUGGAAUGUCCCUUCCUAAUCCACUUUAGGCAGACCCUACUACCACUACACCCCAACAUAACCAACACCCUGUACAGCAGUGCUGAACAACUGAAGAAAACAGCACACUAUUUUUCCUUGGCACAGUCUGCAAAAGAGCUGAGAGCUCAGUAGCAAUAAAGCUGGCUAGAAGAAGUAGUUUAGGUUAAACUCCUGUCUAAUAUCUUGUCUCUUUCUCCUGCAGAAUGUUUGGCAAUAGGGCACUCAUGAUCUUAACUUAAUCCAGGACAGUGACAGAGUGAUUUCAGCAUUGGCAAGUCCAUUGACAGGGAAUAAUGUUACAAAAGUAGAUUGCUUACAUUUUGUGGAAGUCAAAUAUAAUCUUAUCCAUAUAUUUCUAAGUUACCACUGACUGACUCUUGAACUGUCCUACGCAAUUGAAAUUUCAAACACAUAUUCAUUUUACCUCCUAGUUACUUGCUAAGAACUGGCUUAAACAGAUUCCCAACCUGACCACCACAAUACGCUAAAAACUGCAAGCUUUCUUUCUAAGCUUUGUAUUUUAUUUUUGGUAUUUCCCUAAAAGGUAGCAGUCUAUAUAUUUAGCAUAAAAAGAAAUAGCACACAAAUUUCGUAUUUUUAAAAACAAUUUUUUCCCCUAAGUCUACUUAUUUUGAAUAUGCCUUUCGUCAUUUCCACUUCCUAUUAUAUGCCAUCUAAUAAAAAAAACAAAACAAUCCUUAUAGCAUUAAAAAGAUAGCUCUAGAGUCUUUUUUUCUUAUGAUUUAAGGUUGCAAAAAAAAAAAAGGUUAAAAGUAUUCUUAGUCUAGUGUGUUUGGGAUGGGAGUCUUUAUUUUAAAUCAAGUCAAACGUCUAGUGUGUUUGGGAUGGGAGUCUUUAUUUUAAAUCAAGUCAAACGUCUAGUGUGUUUGGGAUGGGAGUCUUUAUUUUAAAAUCAAGUCAAACGUCUAGUGUGUUUGGGAUGGGGGUCUUUAUUUAAAAUCAAGUCAAACGUCUAGUGUGUUUGGGAUGGGGGUCUUUAUUUUAAAUCAAGUCAAACGUCUAGUGUGUUUGGGAUGGGAGUCUUUAUUUUAAAAUCAAGUAAAACGUCUAGUGUGUUUGGGAUGGGGGUCUUUAUUUAAAAUCAAGUCAAACGUCUAGUGUGUUUGGGAUGGGGGUCUUUAUUUAAAAUCAAGUCAAACGUCUAGUGUGUUUGGGAUAGGAGUCUUUAUUUUAAAUCAAGUCAAACGUCUAGUGUGUUUGGGAUGGGGGUCUUUAUAUUAAAUCAAGUCAAACGUCUAGUCUGUUUGGGAUGAGGGUCUUAUAAAUUAGGUCUUUAUUUUAAAUCAAGUUAUAUGUCUAUGUUGAAGACAUUAUGUAUGCAAGGUUAAAAAAUGAACACUAAUGGUCCAGAAAGAGAAGUAAAGAGAGUGGGUCAUUAAAUGUAAUUGUAAUAGAUACCUGGUACACUCAUUCACCGGACAAAGAAAAGGAGUUGUUGUUCCAGCCAUACUAAAUUAGUCUAAAGCUGGGGAACAAAUCAAUAGGGGUAGCUAGUGUGUACUGCUAAGUGCUUCAUAAUGUUUAAUUUUAAAUGAGUGAAAAGACUAUUUACACUUCUAGUUGUGCUGUACAGUAAUGUGUUAGUAUUUUAAUGUUCUGACACUGGUCAAUACAUCACAGCUGAAGACAGCAAAAAAAACUUAAGACACCUGGGCCUGGGCAUGCAACAGCUUAGUAAGCAUCAGAUGUGACAAAAUAUGUAGGGGAUUGCUGGGUUUGUGUAGACAAUACUGAACACUUAUGUUUUUUAACUUCAGUACUCAAUACUGAACACUUUUGUUUUUUAACUUCAGUACUCAAUACUGAACACUUUUGUUUUUUAACUUCAGUACUCAAUCCUGAACACUUUUUAAUCUUUUGACUCAAUACUGAAUGCUUUUUUUUUUUAACCUCUUGACUUGAAGAUUAACCCUUGUGUUAUAAUUCUAUUCAAGAAGUAUUAGUUUCAUACAAAGUAAUAUUGUAUCUGAACAAUUUUGAUUCUUUUUUCAAUCAUUUCUCUUCUGUAAUGUGAUAUUCUAUGUACGAGUUGGUGGACCUAUGCCCUAUAUAACUAGUGUUCUAUCACUUGUAUGUUUGUAGGUUUUAACUAUAUUGUUUUCCCCAAUGUUUGAAUGAAAUCAAACUGACAGAGUGUUGUGAUAUGAAUUCAUUCUAGCAUCUUUAAUUUUUUUUUGAGAAUUUGAUUUUAAGCCUUAUCUUGUGACUUUACAAAUAAACUAAUGAAGCAUACAAA